UAUAUUGUCAUUGUUGUGUGUGUGAGAUGGAGAGUAAAUGUACUGUAUAUAAAGAUUUUGUGUAGUUCAUGUUUUCAAUACUAAAACUGAGUGUGUUAAGUGUGAGAAGGAUUUCUUUCUUGUAGGAUGCAGGGCUGCAGUAUUACAGAUGAAGGUUGUGCUGCUCUGGCUUCAUCUCUGAGGUCAAACUCCUCAUCACACCUGAGAGAACUGGAUCUGUACUAUAAUAAUCCAGGAGAAUCAGGAGUGAAGCUGCUCUCUGAUCUACUGAAGGAUCCACACUGUAAACUGGAGACACUACACAUUAAGGGUAAAAAACUCAGCAGGUCUGGUGUAGGACAGGAGUCUCUCCUCAGACCUUUUUUCCAGGAUAAAGCAGUUAUGGUGGUGAAGCGUUAGAACACGUCCCACAUUUCCAGCAGUUUGGGAGUAUGUGUUACAGAUGUUUAUACAUUAUUUUUACCU
This is a messenger RNA of Tachysurus fulvidraco (yellow catfish), 465 nucleotides long. RefSeq names its product ribonuclease inhibitor-like. The record is from RefSeq and is a predicted model, not a curated record. Bases 127 to 399 code for a protein of 90 amino acids. The transcript is spliced from 2 exons. Gene Ontology annotation, molecular function: protein binding. NCBI's taxonomy places the organism in Eukaryota, Metazoa, Chordata, Actinopteri, Siluriformes, Bagridae.